GGCUGGAUCGCGGCCGAAGCCGCCAUUGUUCCGCCGAGGGAGGUCAGCCCGGCCUGGCACUGGCGCCCGGACGCCGCUUAGCGGCCGCCACUGGAGACACUCCCUCCGCCGCCCCCUCCUCCCGGCGGUGGCGGAGCGAGGCUGACGAGGGGGGAGCUGGGAGCCCCCCCUCCCCUCCCGGCGGCGUCAACGGCCGAUCCCCGGCUCCGGCGCGAGGGGCGGCUGCGAUGCGCUCGGCCUGAGGCCGUCGGCCCGGCCCUUUCUCGCUUCCCUUGAGUCUCCCGCGGCGUCGUGCGCCCCAGCGUCAUCCCUCGAGUCCCUCUGACGGGAGGGAAGAUGGCUGCACGGAGCUGGCAGGACGAGCUGGCCCGACAGGCCGAGGAGGGCUCGGCGCGGCUGCGAGAAAUGCUCUCGGUCGGCCUGGGCUUCCUGCGCACCGAGCUGGGCCUCGACCUGGGGCUGGAGCCGAAGCGGUACCCGGGCUGGGUGAUCCUGGUGGGCACGGGCGCGCUCGGGCUGCUGCUGCUCUGCCUGCUGGGCUACGGCUGGGCCGCGGCGUGCGCCGGCGCCCGCAAGAAGCGGAGGAGCCCGCCCCGCCGGCGGGAGGAGGCGGCCGCGCCGGCCUCGGCCCCCGACGACCUGGCCCUGCUCAAGAGUCUCCGGGGCGACGAGCAGAAGAAGAAGAAUCGCAAGAAAUUGCCCGAGAAGCCCAAACCAAAUGGGCGGACUGUUGAAGUGGCUGAGGAGGAAGUUGUCCGAACUCCUCGAAGUGUAACAGCAAAGCAGCCAUUAGAGACAGAUAAGAAAAAUGAAAAGUGCUGCUCCAGAUCAGGGAUUGACAAACUUCAACCCUCCAAAUCAAGCCAGUCAAAGAAAAAUAAGAAGAAAUCAAAGUCAGAUGCUAAAGCAGUGCAAAACAGUUCACGCCAUGAUGGGAAGGAAGUUGAUGAAGGAGCCUGGGAAACUAAAAUUAGUCACAGAGAAAAACGACAGCAACGUAAACGUGAUAAGGUACAGACUGAUUCUGGUUCAUUGGAUUCAACUAUCCCUGGGAUAGAAAAUACCAUCACAGUUACCACCGAGCAACUUACAACUGCAUCAUUUCCUGUUGGUUCCAAGAAGAAUAAAGGUGAAUCUCAUCUAAAUGUUCAAGUUAGCAACUUUAAGUCUGGAAAAGGAGAUCCUACACUUCAGGUUUCUUCAGGAUUGAAUGAAAACCUCACUAUAAAUGGAGGAGGCUGGAAUGAAAAGUCUAUAAAACUCUCCUCACAGAUAAGUGCAGGGGAGGAGAAGUGGAACUCUGUUUCACCUGCUUCUGCAGGCAAGAGGAAAACUGAGCCAUCUGCUUGGGGUCAAGACACUGGAGAUGCUAAUGCGAAUGGAAAAGACUGGGGAAGGAGUUGGAGUGACCGUUCAAUUUUUUCUGGCAUUGCUGCUUGGUCUAGUGUGGAUAGGGGAAUGAAUACCUCUGAACAGAAUUCUGCUUCUUUUGCAUCUCUCACACUUAACUCUGCUGUUUCUGGGUCUACUGCUGAGCCAGUUUCUCAGUCUACCACUUCUGAUUAUCAGUGGGAUGUUAGCCGUAAUCAGCCCUAUAUCGAUGAUGAAUGGUCUGGGUUAAAUGGUCUGUCUUCUGCUGAUCCCAGCUCUGAUUGGAAUGCACCAGCAGAAGAGUGGGGGAAUUGGGUAGAUGAAGAACGAGCCCAGUUCCUGAAGUCCCAGGAGCCAGUUCCUGAUGACCAAAAAGUUUCAGAUGAUGAUAAAGAAAAAGGAGAGGGUGCUCUUUCAACCGGGAAAUCUAAAAAGAAAAAGAAGAAAAAGAAGAAGCAAGGUGAAGAUAACUCUCCUGCACAGGACCCAGAAGAAUUAGAAAAAGAGAUUAGAGAAGAGCCUCCAGUGAAUACCUCUAAAGUCCGUCCAAAACAGGAAAAAGCUUUUUCUUCGAAAACCAUAAGCACUAGUGAUCCAGCAGAAACACUCAUCAAAAAUAGCCAGCCUAUCAAGACUCUUCCACCUGCUGUUUCUACCGAGCCAUCUGUUAUUUUAUCAAAAAGUGAUUCUGACAAGAGCUCUUCCCAAGUGCCACCGAUGCUACAAGAGUCAGAUAAAUCCAAGUCAAAUACUAAGCAAAAUAGUGUGCCUCCUUCACAAACCAAGUCUGAAACUAGCUGGGAAUCUCCAAAACAAAUAAAAAAGAAGAAAAAAGCCAGGCGGGAAACGUGAAUUUUCUUUUCCUGAAUAGGACAUGUGUUUGCAGACACUGUCUUGAAGAUUAUGCUGUUUAUGCAAUAAUUUGUGAACAUGUACAGAGUUUUAUAUAAAUUUAAACCAAUUUUUAAGACAAAACUGUGAACACAACCACCAUAAAAAUGGAAUCAAAGGAAAGUUAAUUUAUGAAAUUAAGAGGUCAGCAGAAUAUAUAUACUACAUUGCUGGAAGACACUUGGGAAAGUCUUUUCAAUUUAAUGAGAACGUUCUUAAUUCAAGAAUAUUAUCCUGGUUUUACAACAGUGCCCUGUUUACAACAGAUUGUGCCCUAUUUCUUCUGCAACUGAGGAAUAAAGGAUUCUGAUUAGAGAGAGGGUUACCUACAAAUUCGUAGGCAACUUCUCGGACCUUAUGCACGGAACUUACACCAUUCGAAUCUGUUUUAUGCUUAAAUCAAAGUGCUUUGAUCAAAUGCAUAAUCUGCCAUAUCUUUACAUAUUUGUUGGUAGCAAUUUGUAUUAAAGGAAUCACAAGUGCAAAUAAAAAGUCAUUUAUCAUUUAUUUAACUAAACUGUCAUGGUUUAGUUUACAAUUUUUAAAAAGUUCUUAAUUGAAAAUGCAGUUGACACAUGGCUUACGAACUUAUUUUUGAUAGUCUUACAUUACUUGAAUUGUUCAAAGUACAAUAUAUUUUAAAUUAAGAAUGGUAAACUGUAUGUCUUUGUUUUAUACUUUCAAAGAUGAGACUCAUAAAUAAUGCUCUUGUUUAUGAUUUGAAAACUUUCAAGCAAAAUGUAACUUACAUUUUUCCUUUCCCUAGCAAUUUUUUCCAGUGUCAUCUCUUCAUUACUAACACUUUUUGACUAUAAAAAUGAAAUCUUUACAAACUAGUUCUACAGACAGAACUUUGAGUAUAUGAUGGAGAAUGGAAACCUAGAGUCAGACAGCUUUAAUUGACAUUGUCAAGACCUCCAGUUAUCAGGAAUACAUUUUUUACUGCCUUAACCUGUAGUGCGUAGAAUAUGCAUCAAUUUCUUGAAGGGGAUUCGUGUUUUUAUAAGAUUUUUCCUGUAAUUAUUGCAAUCAUGGUCAAAUAAGGAAUGUUUCCUGCUUGAAACUAUUAAUUUAAAUGCUGUGGGAAGCUGUUUCACCAUUUCAGGCACUGUGUAAUUCUAUUGUGAUAAACUGGCAGGUAUCUUUGUAACUAUAAAUAGUGCAUGCUCAGCCAUGUACACUGUAAAUAGCCUUUACCAAACGUGUUUGACAAGGACCAUAAUUAACAUCACUUAGUGAAUUGUGAUAAAGAAAAAAGCCAUGAUUUAUUUGAUGUGAUUGGCUUAAUUGUUUUUAUGUGGCGCCAAGAAUGAAACUGUUUAGCUGUAACCAAUGGUACUGAUCUAUCCAUCCAGCGUGUCUUUAUUCUCUUUGAUUGUGAUUUGAUAGUAUUGCAUUGUCAGUCUAGGAAAGCUAAAGAAACAAAAUGGUUUUAGUUUUGCUGAAGACUGGCCUUAUUAAUGGACAGCUUUCCUAACACACGAUUAUUAACCCUUAUCGGGUGUUAACAUCUGUUUCAGGAACACGGCAGUAUGUUUACAUGUCAGAAGUUUUGUUUAUGAUAUUUCUAAAUUGAUUUGUUUUAAAUAAAUUCAGCAAAUGGAUAGCAUUGUUUUUAUUUGCUUCAGUAUUGGGAUAAAUAUGCUAACGUGCGAGGAAUAGAUUUCUUCAAAUGACUUUAUUCUGUUAGCUUUUCACAUAGAUGAUUCCUAAGUAGAUCUAAGGAUUCCUAUGUUGCCAGCACUUUGUAAAGGUCUGACAAAGGAGCAUUCAGUAGGGUGUCUAAUUUUAGGAUGUGCCAAAAGAUGUGUGCUCAAAAAACUUAAUUGAACUCUCUCAACUCUACCUCACCAUUUCUUUAUCCUAGAAUUUUGUUGGCUAUGUCAAGUGUUGGACUUUGUUUCUCCAGUUUAGUAUCUCCCAGUCAACCAUUUAUGCCAGGUGUCAAAGACACUGUCUUUUAAGGAGAAAUGAAGUGUGGAGGUGGAAAAGUAAGUUUAUUCUCGUUCACAUGCAUGAGGUGCAAACUCCUGCACAAUUACAGUAUUAUUCUUGCUUGUUCUUUACCUGUCCCAGAAGUCUUUAUGUGACAUGAAAGGAGUUUCUCGAAUCUGAACGCAGGAACUGUUCCCCAUCAUCAACUCAGAAAGCAAAAAAUCAAGUAGUGAUUCAGGGAGGAGGGGGAGAGAGAGGAGCCGAUUGUCCCCUGGAUCUUGGAUUAGUUGCUCCCCAAACUGUCAGGAGGGAGAUGACUGAUCCCUCUGGCCUGGAGGGCACCUUGUUCUGAGGAGCAAUUAAGGCUCCUGAAGAAACUACUUCAAAAUCGUCCUAAUUCCUUCUGUCUCCGCACACUGAAAAUUCCUCCCUGUUCUGGACCAGGGAGUAGUGGUUUAGGGUUUUCCCAGGCGGAAACCUCAUCUAACUAUACUCUGGACUAAGUGAAACAGUUGAGAGAGUCCAAAAAGUAUUAAAAUAAAACAUCAUUAAUGUAAUUUACCAUGUUUACUUUGUGCAUGCAUUCUGUUGGGGGGGACAGUGAAAAUAAUACAUUCAAAUCUAAUGGUAUUAUUUCAUAGACUAGUCCAGUUUGUAUUUGGUUAAAAAAUAUUGAAGGGCAAUAUUUAACUACAGAGUUUAGUUUUUCUUCAUUAAAAACUGUCCUCUAUUAAUAUAAGGUCUUUCAAAACUUAGAAAUUGGGUUUAAGAUGUCUAAUACAUGUCUUAAGUCUUUCCUGUAAACUCAUUGCACAAACUGGAAUUAUUUUCCAAAAGACUUAGGGAAUGCAAAUAUGUUAUUUGUAAAAUGCAUUGAGUAUUGUAAAUAAAGCCAUUUUUGUUUUGUUUAAAUUGCUCAUUCUAGAUCUCUUAUGGGGAGGGACUUCUCAGUCAUUUUGCAUCUUAAGCUAGUAUAAAAUCAAUUACUUUUUGAUGUUCUGGAUGUUUCUGUCUAAAACCAUAGGUGCACUUGCAGGUUUUACCAGUCAAAUAUUUGGAGUUAAGCACCUCUUAGAAUGUCCAUCAGUCGUAUCAACCUUUGAGGUUAAGGAGUUGACUCUCAUUUGGCAUGUGUUAGCUUGGCCGUGUCCCCCAACAAUAACAACUUAAAUAAGAUAGUUUAUUUCUCUCGAAUGGAAAGUCUGGCUCAGGGCUGCAGAGUUGUAGCAGCUGGAAAUGUCCUAUCAGCAUCUCUGCCCCCUUUAAGAACAGGUCUUACAAAUCAUUCACAUCACAUAGGCUUAUCAACAUGAACUUAAUCACGUGAUUCCUAGCUACCAAGAGGGAUGGAAAAGAGUCUUUAUUCUGUGUUGUCAUUGGCCAAAUGAACAUUUCAGGAUCCAUUACUGAGGAAGCAGCGGAGAAUUGGGUGUGAGGCACAGCUAGUUGUCUCUGUCUAAGGAUUGACAUACACUAGGUAGGUUGUACCCAAGCAUCAUUUUUAAGAUCAGGUUUUAGCUUAUCCAACUGAGUGGAAAGUUUGACAUCUCUUAGAUGCUGCUUUAAGAAGCAGCUAAUAAUUUAUAUGUAGUAUGUUCUGGGAGAAAUUUCUUCUGCUCAUUGAAAGCUUUAAAUUUCAGAGAAAAGCUGAAAGAAGUAGCCUAUCACACAUAUACUGCAAGUAUGAGAGUGUAACUAGUUUCAAGAAUUAUUGAAACUGGCGUGUAAAAUAAUCUUUAAAGUAAUCUUUUAAAAAGGCAUUACUAUUUUCUAAAUAAUUUAACAGGAGAGUAAUUUCUAACCCUAGUAUCAAGACAGGUAUAUGAGGUGCAUUGUAAAUGUUUGUUGACUAAUCAUUACAGUAUUGAGGUUUAUGAACAGGCUAAUUUGAAGAAAAAAGCAAAUUCAAGGUCAUCCCCAUCAUAAUGGCAUUCUUAUUUGUAUAUGUGUGCUUUCCUUUUUUAUUUAUUGUAUCAAAACCUUUAAAAUGAAUAUAUGUAACAUGUAUAUAAAUUAUAAAGCAUAAUAAAAUGAACACCUAAAACCAC
Myotis lucifugus (little brown bat) is the source of this 6245-nucleotide messenger RNA. It is a transcript of the gene MTDH, whose product is annotated as metadherin. The transcript is spliced from 14 exons. NCBI's taxonomy places the organism in Eukaryota, Metazoa, Chordata, Mammalia, Chiroptera, Vespertilionidae. Gene Ontology annotation, molecular function: transcription coregulator activity; NF-kappaB binding. Gene Ontology annotation, biological process: positive regulation of canonical NF-kappaB signal transduction; regulation of transcription by RNA polymerase II; positive regulation of angiogenesis. The record is from RefSeq and is a predicted model, not a curated record. Gene Ontology annotation, cellular component: nucleus. The coding region runs from base 337 to 2223 and encodes 628 amino acids.